Messenger RNA from Chaetomium strumarium, 1457 nucleotides. RefSeq names its product Alpha/Beta hydrolase protein. NCBI's taxonomy places the organism in Eukaryota, Fungi, Ascomycota, Sordariomycetes, Sordariales, Chaetomiaceae. The record is from RefSeq and is a predicted model, not a curated record. The coding region runs from base 192 to 1445 and encodes 417 amino acids. The transcript has 2 exons.
UGGUUCUGCCUGGAACAACUGAGCUUUUGGUAGCCGUGAUUGUAUGCUCAGCGAGGCUACUUAGUCCUCUUACAUAUCUGAAGGUAGUUCUUGAAAGAACAACUCUGUUCUUUUUUUAUUUUGUCGCCGCUCAUCUCUCACUCCGCCAUCUAUUCAUAUUGUUCACUCACCACGACGAGCCCACCAAAACCAUGAGCCCCAUCCAGACCGAGGCCGACAACAAAGGCCUCGUAAUCGCAGGAACUGCCAUCGCGACUGCGGCGUUGUUCUCGGUCUUCCGUGCCUAUUUGUGGCCGACGCCCCCGAGGAUUGAUCGCUCCCCUCUUCGCACCGUCCUGCCCAGGUUAUCUCCAGAUGAGCUUGAGAACCUCGAGUACAAGCCAGACGACCUUCCCGGCGGAAGAGAUGUCGAAACACCGUAUGGCUCCAUCCGGGUGUACGAAUGGGGCCCGUUAACCGGCGAGAAGGUUCUCUUCGUCCAUGGCAUCAGCACCUCGUGCCUGACCCUGACCAAGCUCGCCGACGCGCUGGUCCGGGAUAAAGGCUGCCGCGUCAUGCUGUUCGACCUCUUCGGGCGCGGCUUCUCCGACAACCCGUCCGACCUGCCGCACGAUGCGCGCCUCUACACGACCCAGAUACUCAUGGCGCUGGCCUCGUCCCCGGGCCUGUCCUGGACUGGGCCCCAAGCCUUCAAGCUGGUAGGCUACUCCCUAGGCGGCGGCAUUGCCGUCCACUUCGCGGCCUCCUUUCCGCACCUGGUCUCCUCGCUCGUGCUGCUCGCGCCCGCGGGGCUAAUCCGCCCGGAAUCGUUCGGCGUCCUCACCCGCGCCGUCUUCACCUCCGGUCUGGUCCCACCACGCUUGCUGGCCUGGAUCACCCGCCACCGGCUCAAAAAGCCCAUCCGCUCCAGCGGCAAGCGCGGGAACAACAGCAGCCCCCUCCCCGCAUCCAACAAUCACGACGCCACAUCAACAACAACAACAACAACAACAACAACAACAACAACAACAACAACAACAACAACCGCGAAACCAGAUCCCGUAGCCGCCUCGCUCUCCGAAACCACCCCCCUCCUCCCGGGCUCCUCAACCCCGUCAGAGCCGCGCAACGCGCUCGAACAGCGCGUGUUGCGCGCCGUGCACUGGCAGCUAGCGCACCACACGGGCUUCGUGCCGGCCUUCAUGUCGUGCAUCCGCGACGGCCCGAUGAUGGGGCAGCACGCCGUGUGGCGCAAGCUAGCCGACCGCGCACCGGGCACGACCGCCAUAAUCCUGGGCGAGGGCGACGAGAUCAUCGACCCGGAGGAGUACGCCGCCGACGCGCUGCCGCUGCUGGGCGGGCGGGAGAACGUGCGGUGGGUGCUGGUGCCGGGCGGCCACGAUUUCCCCAUGACCUUUGCGGAGGAGGCGCUGGGGGAGGUCUACAAGGCUUGGGGGUGGGCCUGAAGUCAUGUUUAG